GAAUCCCUUGGUUCCUGCCUCUUUUCCUUUCCCCCCUCGCCUUGUCUGCAGUCCAUCUCGUUUUCUUCGCAUCCCCUUUCUCGCCCCUUCGUUUUGCGUGGUACCCUGAGCGAAGCUGGGUGGAUGGACAGUAAGCGCCGCACAACUGAGCCUGCACGCUCGGCUGUUAGCCCGCGGGUCCGGGAGGCGACUCGAGAGGACGCUCCGGGCUAUGUCGAGGCCAUGCUGGCGGGAUACGAGAUGGACCCUCAGUUUGUAUACCGUUAUCCAUAUCGAAAGCAGUACCCGGAUGACGCCCGCUCAGCCUCAAUCGCCGUAGUCGAAGCAGCGAUCGAAAAUCCAAACACAGUCGUCCUUGUGGCUGAGCUACCCGUCCCGCAGUCUGACAACGAGGCCAUCGCUGAGGAGGAUUGGAAGAUCGCCGCCGUUGCAACGUGGGAGUGGAAAACUCUCGACGACGUCGAGAGUGGAACACAUCCGCCAGGCUUCUCAGCCGUGGAUUCACCUCGCCGUGACAUGGAUCCCACUAGACAGGCCGAGUUCAUCGACGCCAUCACCGCCGCCGAGCGGCGAUGCUUCGGCCCCCAGUGGGGUCAGCACAGGAUGGAGCUCGCCGACCUGGCGUGCCACCCGGCGUUUCAGCGUCGCGGCGCCGCAACUGCGCUGACGAGGUGGGGGAUGGCGAAGGCGAGCUUGCAGGGCGUGCCCGUCAUGCUGACGGCGAGCCCCAUGGGCAGAAAGGUCUACCUCAACCUGGGCUUCAGAGAGCUGGACUACUUCGAGGUCGGCGGUGGCAUCGAGAGGAUCGGGACCUGGGUCAUGGUCUGGACUCCGGACGGAUGGGAAGCUCCAAAAUGAAAAUGAAGUCAAAAAAGAAGCGGAAGAGAAGAAAAGAAAGCGCCUACUCGGCCUCUGUGUCGCGUGUAUUCAGACUGUAAAAGAGGCUUGUGGUCAUCGCUUCUCCUGGCCUGUUGAGCUGCAAGCAAAAGCUGUGUGAUGGGCUGGCCUUCGAUGAUACUACCGCUGCAAAGCUUCGUUUGGUGCCUCGUCCAAAGCCUGUGCACAUUCUGCGUGACUCUUUUCUCCUCUCACACACACACUCUCUCUCUCUCAUUUUUUUUCUGGGUCUAUACUCUGCAAAGUGGGCCGUCUGUAAUAUUUACUUGGCUCAUCCCACGCUUAGUUCCCCGCAAGACGCUGACUUUCCAC
This is a messenger RNA of Verruconis gallopava, 1209 nucleotides long. RefSeq lists its product as uncharacterized. NCBI's taxonomy places the organism in Eukaryota, Fungi, Ascomycota, Dothideomycetes, Venturiales, Sympoventuriaceae. The record is from RefSeq and is a predicted model, not a curated record. Gene Ontology annotation, molecular function: acyltransferase activity, transferring groups other than amino-acyl groups. Bases 124 to 858 code for a protein of 244 amino acids. The transcript has 2 exons.